GGAGCAUCUACACUGCAGACUUCUGCUCGCUGCAAACGUGUCUGAAGUCGUUAGUGGGCUGAGCACACACACACACAAAGGGUAAAGAAACAAUAAACCCCCCAAAACAACAAACAAGCGCACGAUGGCUGGUGUCAGCGCGGACGAAAUCCGCCACUCCCCUCUGUGGGGACACAUGACGCAAGUUCUCGCGCAGGUGGUGCGUGAGCGUCCGGCCGACGCGUUGGAGGCGAUGGAGGCCGCGUCGAAUCAGAUUCUGACCGGCAGUGCGGUGCCGCCUAUGAAGGGGGUGAUGUACGCCGAUCCCCGUCCCACCGCCCGCACCGCGGCGCCGGCCGACUCCUUCAGCAACGCGCGGUGGGCCGCCAACACGAACACCGCCCUCGCACCACCGAAGCCACCGCGUCGCCCACGUCGCGCCGACGGCGAGGAGGAGGAGGAGGAGGACAUGGCGGAUAUGGAAGAGGGGCAGCCCGGCGCGGACCUCGCCGACCACCCUGGCACCCUCAGCGACGUCACCACCGAGCAAAGGCACUUCAACGAGGUCGGCCUGGGUCUGCCGCCGAGCGACGCGUACCGGCUGCUGGUCGGUCUGCGCCAGCUCAUCCGCGCAGAGCCGCUCGCUUCGGUACGCUUCUGGGGCGUCGUGACGGGCAGCAAGGCGGAUUACUACGUGGCGGAGUGCCAGGUGGAUGCGGAGCGCGUGCAGGAGAUCGCUGCCUUGAACGGCGACGAGGAGGAAGAGGAGGACGACGGCGACGGCGACGAGCACGCACCUGUGUCGCAGGUCGCCGAUGUUCUCUGCACUUCCGCCGCUCACCGCCGUCCCCGCCGCGGACCACGUCCCUCUACCCCAGCGGAGGAGGCCGGAACUGGCCUGAAUAGCCUCUGCUACUACGUUUCCACCAGCGCCGACCCGAUGACGUGGACGCGGCUGCCCGAUGUGGCGCCGCACCACGUCGCGGUAGCCCGUCAGCUGCGGUGCCGCUUUUCGGGCAAUCUCGAUGCCCCCGUCCACGGCCACCCGCGCUUUCUGGGCUGCGAGAGGCACUACUUACGUGCGCAGAUCGCCCGCAUCACGAGCGCCUGCCGCAUCGCUCCUACGCAGAUGUACACGACGGAGGGCGCCAUCCCAGAGCCGGAGGAGGAGGAGGAGGAAGACGGCAAGGUGCGGCCGCCUCCGACCUCCGUGCCGGCCUACGCCGCCGUCCCCCCGUUGAUUCCGCAGGAGCAGCCGGACGACGAAGACGCGGAGGCCGUGGCGGCCGUGGAGGGGUGGUUUAGGGGCUACGCCAAGGAGGAGCUGAUGCAGGCAAAGGGCUGGGCGCACAUCGCUCCGACGGUGCUCAACUGCGGCCGUGUCACGGUGCCGCCGCCGCCCGAGGAGGAGGAAGACGUACAGGGCGAGGACGGCGACGACGGCGAGGGCGGGGAGGCAGCCGCACCGCCGCCACCACCGCCGGCGCCGGAGAUGAUUGCGCCGUUUCUCUCCUCCGUCAGCCUGGAUGCGGCGCUCACUUACCCGGGUCACAGUCGGGCGCACAUCCCAGCCUGGACCUUUCGCAAGGCCUAUCUGGGCGAGGGCAGCACCACGGCCGUGUACGUGGCGAAGUCUCUCCUCUGGCCCGGCGCCGCGACGUACGCCGUGACGACCGCGGGCCGACCUGGGGCGUCGUACCAGAUGAUGUACUGCGGCACGGGACUGAAGGACUUGCAAGGGGCUUACUACGCCCCACCGCUACCUCCGCCCUGCUGCGACGAGUACGCCGAGAAGCCGGGCGAGUUUGACGGUGAGCGGGACUGCACCGUGGACGAGGAGCUCCGUUACGCCCCUCCGCCGCCGCGGCCCGCGAAGGAGGCCGACGAAGAGGACGAAGAAGACGAAGAAUGA
This is a messenger RNA of Leptomonas pyrrhocoris, 1891 nucleotides long. Its product is annotated as putative flagellar radial spoke protein. Gene Ontology annotation, cellular component: radial spoke; axoneme. Lineage: Eukaryota; Euglenozoa; Kinetoplastea; Trypanosomatida; Trypanosomatidae. The transcript has a single exon. Gene Ontology annotation, biological process: cilium assembly; cilium movement involved in cell motility; axoneme assembly. Bases 125 to 1891 code for a protein of 588 amino acids. The record is from RefSeq and is a predicted model, not a curated record.